GUGUAGUGAUCAGGACAAGGCGCGGACGCUGCGUGGCGAACUGGCUCCUACAACAUCGAGUGGUUUGUGAACGGUCUGAGCGACUCGGUGUGGCGGUGCUGGUUUCGACUGACGGUCUAUCAUUACAUUAGGCUUGCCGCACCCGAAGACGAGAAGCCCUCGGUGAAUCCAGCUGGCAGUGUGCUGAAACAAACAAGUAAUAGUUAGCUAAAUAUUUUGCGAGCGACAGGCAGCUGUAGUUCCACAAUGUCUUCCUCGCUGGAGCUACACGAAGCGCAUGGCUGUGCGAUGCGGGGAGAGCUCUACGAGCGGCAGCAGUGCAGCGUCGGCAGCGCUGGCUUGGCGGAGACGACCAAUAGCGAAGGCAGCGGCAGCGCCAAUACUCGCCACUCAGUACUACUGGAGCGCAGCGCUAGCGGGCCUUCAUCGCCGCAACGCAAUAGCGACGCCGAAAUGGUAUUUCCGAAAUCUUCUGAGGGUCUCAACGCUGGACUUGGAACGGAUAAUAAUGAAGACAGCAGCACCAGCGCAGCAGCGCUGAAGCCACGUGGCUGGCGUAGGAUAUUUCCAAAUCGUUUUCGCUCUGGACGUCGGAAACCAGACGCCAGCAGUAGUAUUGGCUCUGCCAGUAUGACAAAGGCCAAGGCGACGGCAGCAUCAGCAUCAGCGCCAGCAUCAGUUGGUAGUAGUGCUAGUAGUAGUAGCAGUGGACAGCAGCAGGUGGAUGGAGUGGCCACGACGAGCAGCAACAGCAGCAACAGCAGCAAAGGUCGCUGGUCGCUGGGGGGCACUGGGGGUCGCCGUAGCAGACGCUGGUGGCAAAACGCGGCGGGUAGCAUGGGAGCUGCUGUUGCCGUGGCACCGGCUCUCAAUCACGUCCAGCUAUCCACCUCUACUCCCCAACAGCAGCAGCAGCAGCAGCGAAGACGGCAGUUUUCGACGUCGUCGGUGGAUAUCGAUUUCAACACUGCGACGCCUUGCAGCGGCGACGACGAGCUGAACGCGAGCGAGCGCACUUGCCCCGUAUGCUACGAGCUGCUUGCGGCGGAGGAAUUCCCGACCAUGACACUGGCGUGUACACAUCGCACGUGUCGCUCGUGUAUUGAGAUGUACUUCAAGCAGGAGAUUAUGGAGUCCAGAACAGGAUUGAAGUGUCCGCAGUGUGAAAACGAGUACGCAGCUCACGACAUCACCAGAAUCCUGUCGCAAAGCGAGAGUCCUGAGCUUGUGGACAGAUACCUUGAGUUUACGCUGCGUCGCUCUCUGGUCAGCGUACCAGAUAUGCGCUGGUGUCCAGCUCCGGAUUGUGGCUACGGUGUGAUCGCUAGCAACUGUGCAAGCUGUCCAAAGUUGACGUGCAAGCGACCGGAGUGCGGAACGGAGUUUUGCUACCAUUGCCAAACGGAGUGGCAUCCCCACGAAACAUGCGGUGAUGCGUACCGUCGUCGUAUGACCGAGAACCCCACCAGCAUGUUUACCAUCGACCUGACGGCCGCCGAUGACGAGAGCACAGGUGGGGCGCAGGCUGGCGGAGCAGGGGGAGGACGUGGCAGGAGGAAGGCGCACGGCGAUAAAGAGCAACUAGUGGUGCUAAAACCAUGCCCUCGUUGUCGCAGCAAGAUCAUGAAAGCCAACGACGGCUCUUGUAAUCACAUUACCUGCUCCGUGUGUGGCUGUGAUUUCUGCUGGCUGUGUCUGCGGGAGAUUGAUGACCUGCACUUUCUGAGUCCGUCCGGCUGUACUUUCUGGGGCAAGAGCACGUGGAGCAGAAAGCGCACCAUCGUCACCCAGCUGCUGGCCAUCCUCGGAGCGCCGCUUGGCUUUGCCGGCGUUGUCAUAGUGAUACCGCCGCUCGUCUUCAUCGGCCUACCGGCUUACUUCGUCGACUAUGCGAACAAGCAGACGUACAAGUCGUCUGUGCACAAGUUUCUGGCAGUGUCCGGCUCCCUACUGGGCGGUGUCCUCCUGGCACCCGUCAUCACCGCACUGAGCCUUCUGAUAUUCCUUCCGCUUACCAUCUUCUUCGCCUACGCUGUCAUACCGUACGAGAUGUUUAAGCAGAUCUUCCCCUGCUACAAGCGCAAUCUGUCGCCGGACCGCUUUGGAGUCGACAUCGAUGAGGUGGACUCGGCGGUUUAAGCGUGCCGGUUGACGAGGGCCUGCACUGCGCCGCGCUACGAGGGUGUGUGUGUGUGUUGGGGGGGGGGGGGGGGUGCGUGUUUGUUUGUGUGGUUGGUGGGUAUGUUUGUGUGUGGGUUUGUGUGCAUGUGUGUUUGUGUUGUGUGCGUGUGUUUGUGUGUGUGUGUGUGUGUGUGUGUGUGUGUGUGUGUGUGUGUGUGUGUGUGUGUGUGUGUACGUAUUCUACAUACUGUAGUACUUCUCGUACACGCUGGUCACGUUAUGCGCGAUAUAUCCCGUUUGUUACUGGCUUGCGUUCGUUGUAAUUAUCAUUAUUUGCUUUUUGUGUUUGUGCAACUUUUAGUGUGCCGGUUAUCCUUGAUGUACUGUAAUGUUUUUUUUUAUUCUUCAAAAAUGACGUCCUGGCUUGCAAGUACUCAUAUGGUGUGCCUGCAAGUAAGGCGUGUCUCUUGAUCAGUUUACCAACAUCAGUGUAUAUUUAUGCGGCAACAACGCAAGGCGGCGUUGGACGUAUUUCCGCCUGUGGGGCCACGUUCAGCCUCUGAAUAUCUGGCUUCCUAUUCUGCUUUUUGUUGUUGUUGUUGUUGUUGUUGUUGUGCCUGUGAGGUUUUCGACUAACUGUAUGUGCCCGUUGUAUGGUGUGCCUUGGCUUGUCAUUGCACUUGCCAUCCCGGCACACAAUCCCAGUGCUGAUUUCAUGUUGUAUUCCCCAAGCGCUCGCUCGCCCGCAGUAACGAACUAAUGCCCGCAGUAGGAACAGAACAACAGCUCGCCCCUAGCAACAGCACGAGCGGAGGUAGCAGCAGCAGCACCAGCAGCAGCGGAGACAGCGAAGCAGCGUCCUUCCCUGGCCAUUUUCAGAAUACGACGUCUAUUAUAAGUGCCUUGCUGCUCAAGGUGCAGUCGAUUCCGACAUUUCAAGAUGCAGUGUUGGUUGCAGUACGUCUGUGUCUACCGUCCAAUGUGUCUGUGUCUACCGUCCAAUGCGUCUGCGUCUGCUAUCCAAUACGUCUCUGUAUAUUGUCCAUCACGUCUGAAGUUAAAUCCUGCGCUUACGAUACCUUCAUUGCAGCCGUGAUCGUGCAAUUUGAAUCAAGAUUGCACGCAUUCCCAUAAUUAUAUUAGUGACAGCGGCAUUAUUAUUACCCUAUAAUGUGAUAUCCUUUUCACGAUCCUUUCAUGCUCGUGAUUGUUAGAGAGAGAGCGUGUUCGGGGCCGUACUGUGUACGUUUUGUGUAUUUUCGACGUUCUUUAUAAUAGUCAUUGUAUAUGUGUGCCUUUGCAUCUGUGCUUCGAAAACAUGUUUGACAGAAAGCAUUGAAAAUUGA
This is a messenger RNA of Sycon ciliatum, 3467 nucleotides long. Its product is annotated as E3 ubiquitin-protein ligase RNF19B-like. Bases 247 to 2139 code for a protein of 630 amino acids. Gene Ontology annotation, cellular component: cytoplasm; ubiquitin ligase complex. The transcript has 5 exons. The record is from RefSeq and is a predicted model, not a curated record. Gene Ontology annotation, biological process: protein polyubiquitination; positive regulation of proteasomal ubiquitin-dependent protein catabolic process; ubiquitin-dependent protein catabolic process. Gene Ontology annotation, molecular function: ubiquitin protein ligase activity; zinc ion binding; ubiquitin conjugating enzyme binding. Lineage: Eukaryota; Metazoa; Porifera; Calcarea; Leucosolenida; Sycettidae.